This is a messenger RNA of Cannabis sativa, 1505 nucleotides long. Its product is annotated as pentatricopeptide repeat-containing protein At5g64320, mitochondrial-like. NCBI's taxonomy places the organism in Eukaryota, Viridiplantae, Streptophyta, Magnoliopsida, Rosales, Cannabaceae. The record is from RefSeq and is a predicted model, not a curated record. Gene Ontology annotation, molecular function: protein binding. The transcript is spliced from 2 exons. The coding region runs from base 166 to 885 and encodes 239 amino acids.
AAAAUAAGUUUUAAUAUUACGUAUAAAAUUAAAAAUUUCCCAAAAAUCUAAGCGGGCUUGGAAUAUAGAAGCCAACAUUUGGGGCCCAUUUUUAGGAGAGGUUCUUCUUCUCACGAACUAAAACCCCCAGUAAGUAGCAGACAAAGCUUGCUUACCAAACCAGCAAUGACACUUCUCACUCUCAUACGACACUCCCAACUCCGUCGUUUUUAUCGAUCCUUUUCACCACUCUUCCCAUCAUCAUCUUCUUCUUCUUUAAAACCAGUCACUGAUCAACACACUCUUCUAACCCAAGAUGAACUCACUGAGAUCAACCUCCUCCUCCCUCGUCUCUGCCUCUCGAACCAACUCAACACUGCGACCCACCUCGCCAUCACCGCCCUCCUUACAAACCCACCUCUCGAUGCCAUCUCUCUUUCUGCCCUCCUGGACUCCCUUGCCUCCCAGUCGGACAUGGCCAUGCCCAUGUCCCUCCUCACCCGCCUCAAACACAGCCCAAUGUCCCAACACCAUGUGGCGCCCAUCAACAACACGCUCGUCGCUGCCUACUUCAGAAAGGGCAAGCCCAAAGAGGCCCUCAAGGUUUUUAAUUGGAUGGUGAGGUCGGGUUCCCCAUUCAAGCUUGAGGAAAAGUUUUGUGGGAUUUUGGUUGAUGGGUUUUGCAGGAGUGGGAUGGUUCUUGAGGCUUUGAAGGUCUUGAGAGCCAUGGUGGGUGCCGAUAUUUGUCCGCAUGGCGAGUUGAGGAAGGUUGUCUAUAGAGGUUUGCUGAGGGAAGCGAGGAUUAGGGAAGCAAUGGAGUUAAAUAAGGCUUUGUAUUGUGAUUGCGGGGGAAUGAAGAAGGUGGUGGACCUCUUAGAUACCAUGAUUGAGAACUGGAUUGAGUAGAACUUGAUCUGUUGAUUGAUCUCCAAAAUUGAAGUGUCAGAAAUUUCUGUGGGAAGGUGGAAUUAACAAGCAUGAUGAAGUAAUUCUCACUGACCUUGUUAGGCUCUUUGUUUCUGAUCAGCCACACAAGUGAAGAGUUCGAAGUUGUUCUUAUUAUGGCCUUUAUAUUGGACUUAAGCAACAUUUUUGUCAUCUCAUCCAUGUCUUAGGAAACCACCUUGUGGUUUGAAAAUGAAAGAUUGAACUUCAUUUUUACAUUGAGAUGCCUGGAACAAAACGAAGCUGCUUGAGGGAAGAGAAAACCAUAAAGCAUGAUCACAUGUAACAGCUCUAUCAACUUUUUCUCCUGCCUUGAGAAUACUCUAAUUUGUAAAAUCAUGUGGAUUUCUCCUCAUCCCAUGCUACAACCAUAGUCUGGAAUACUAUCAAACUAUAAAAAAUGGGACUUAUAUUUCCACUUCAAUGAGACACAGCAUUUAUAUUUUAUUUUGGGAUUUAGUAGCUAUGAAUGUAGUGUAAAGUUGGAUUUAUGUGAGGAGAGGAAAAUGUAAGAAAAAAAAAAUGUGGAGAAUAAAAAAAAAUCAAUUUUUCAAUAUUGGGUAUGGAAAAUUUUGACCAUA